Arthroderma uncinatum is the source of this 3060-nucleotide messenger RNA. Its product is annotated as sugar transporter STL1. The transcript has 10 exons. Gene Ontology annotation, cellular component: membrane. The record is from RefSeq and is a predicted model, not a curated record. Gene Ontology annotation, molecular function: carbohydrate:proton symporter activity. Gene Ontology annotation, biological process: carbohydrate transport; transmembrane transport. The coding region runs from base 1 to 3060 and encodes 1019 amino acids. Lineage: Eukaryota; Fungi; Ascomycota; Eurotiomycetes; Onygenales; Arthrodermataceae.
AUGGCGAGAAAGUACCUAGGAGGAUCUGGUGAUAGCCUCACCGUAUGGAUAUCCAUAGCAGCCUCAACUGUGCUUAUAUUUUAUGGCUACGACCAGGGUGUGUUCGGCAAUGUUCUUAUCGGUGAAGAUUUCUUGCAAACGAUGGGCAACCCAUCGACAAACUUGCAAGGCACCAUGACAUCAGUUUACAACAUCGGAUGCUUUGUUGGUGCCAUGUUGACCGUAUGGACAGGUGAUUACUUCGGCCGACCUCGCCAGAUAAUGAUUGGCAGCACGAUCAUUGCAGUGGGUGGUAUCCUUCAGGCUUCUGCAUACGGUGUGCCCCAGAUGAUGGCUGGGAGAGUGGUAGCCGGCCUCGGUACAGGAAUGAACACAUCAACAGCUGGCGUAUGGCAGUCUGAGACAAGCAAGAUGAAUAGUAGGGGGAAACUUGUUAUCAUCCAGAUGGCGAACUGUAUCGCAGGCUUCUCGCUUUCAAACUGGCUUACCCUCGGGGUUUCAUUUGCUUCUGGUAGUAUUGCAUGGCGAUUUCCCUUGGCCUUUCAGGUGUUCUUCACCCUCUGCAUAUACGCAAUGUGCCCAUUUUUACCAGAUUCACCCCGUCUACUGAUCCGAAAAGGAAAAUAUGACGAAGCCCGGGAAAUUUUAGCUGUCUUGGAGGGUAAUGGAGCAACCCCAGAUUCUCAUUCCGUCAAUACCCAAUUCAAUGUGAUCAAAGACAUAUUGGAUCGCGAGAAUUUAAACUCUUACACGUGGUUUCAAUUGGUAAGAGGACGAGGGCCCUCAGGUAUUCUCAGACGUAUGAUCCUAGGGGCUUGGAUGCAAGCAAUGAACCAGAUAUCUGGAAUCAACGUCACUUCUUACUAUAUGUCAUACGUCUUCAUACACGCGCUCAACCUUUCCCCACUCCUUUCCCGCAUUCUUGCAGCAGCAGGGAGUGUGGACUACCUCAUUUUCUCGUGUCUCGCCUACUUCGUGAUCGAGCGUUAUGGACCUAUCACAAUAUCUCUCUCCCUUUCUGAAAACGGCCGUGGCGAUAAGUAUAAACUUGGUAUUGUCGCGGUUUCAUUUUUCUUUGCCUUCUUUGCCAGUUUUGGAAUGGGUGUGCUAGGUGUCCCCUGGCUUUAUCCGACAGAGAUAAAUGCUCUAGAAAUGAGGACUAAAGGGGCUUCUUUAGCUAUGGCAACAAACUGGAUUAUGAACUAUAUGGUUGUACAAAUUACUCUGCCUGGAAUUGAAAAUCUCGGUUGGAGAUUCUGGAUUAUCUGGGCAGUUAUCUGUUUCUCCUUCAUACCAACCACGUAUCUAUUCUACCCGGAAACUGCUAAUCGGACUUUGGAGGAUAUCGAUCGGUAUUUCGAAUCAAAUAGAGAGAUAAUAGUUGCGUUUAACAAAACUGCAACCCAACCAGACCGUCCCAAGGAAUAUACCCACUUGGACGAGGAAAUUUCACGCCGAGCCUUCCCAAGAGAAGCAGAACUCGAGGGACAGCAAGAUCCUCUGCUUCCUCGAUACUCUGACGAUUCAGACACCGUUAUGGGUGACGAGAAGAUAUACACCCCUCCAAGCACCGCUUCGAACAGUGGCGAGUCCCAGCCAGACCUCUAUGUAGCGGCGGACGAGGACUCCCAUGAGAAAGACCAGCUUCUUUCCAGCUCUCCGCCACCGGGUUACGGCGACCAGUUCCCUGCGCCGAUAUACCAGAAGGGCGAUGUGAAUGUGGACGUCAAGGAUGAUUUCGUCGUCCAGGGCGAUAGCUCGCCUGAAGAGCCCAAUAGACGCUGUCGUGGAAGAGGUCGGCUCUGCCGCUGGUGGAGGGAGAGACGCGAGCGUCGUCGCCGUGAAAAGGGCCAGUGUCGAGGACGAUCUUGUUGCAUGAAGAUGCUGGUUGUUAUGAAGGUCGCCUUGCUUGUAUGGCUUACUCUUUGGGCUGCUCGCUGGGUUACCGUUGGUUUCAUCAGGAGACACCAUCGUCACCAUCAGCAGCCCAACUCUCAUGGCUGUCAUUCGAACUCCUCUCGGGAAAUUGUGGUUCGAGAAAGGACCGGCUCUGUCUACGGCGUUUACCCCCUUUACGACGUUCUCGAUGUUAGAACGAAUACCGGGUCUAUUUACGUGACCGUUGUACCUCAGCCUAGUGAUCCAAAAGACCCCCUGAGACCUGCAAAGAUAUCCAUCAGGUCCAGGACCGGUAAUGUCUUCGUCAAAUUCAAGAUGCCAGCGUCCGCUGCACCCGUAGACGCCACCGGUCCUUCAGCAUCCAAACAAGUGCUCAAUGGUAAAGCGCAGUUUGACCAGAUGGAGGAAUCCUAUCUUUACAGCCAUGCCUCAUCAGAAACCACACCUUCGCUACCACCUCGCCCGUAUGAAAUCGAUAUACAAACUAGGAGCGGUAAUGUGUUUGCUAUCGUAGGGUUUUCCACCCACGCCUCGAUCUCAACUCGCACUGGCAACAUCAACGCUCAUCUAACUCCGCUCAUCUUUAACAAUACUAACCUCCCGCUGUACCCUCAGUGCAAAGGCUGCGAUGAUAUCUCUAUUCAGACUCACACCCGUUCAGGAAACGUGUGGGUUUCGGUCUCUGAACCAACGUUCAUCUCUUCCGACGAACCUAAACAUGAGUCGAAAACCGCUAUCGUUAGUGAUGACAGCAAGCGUCUAGAAACUCGUCGUGACCACCAUAACAGGCCAACCAAAUGGGACCGCAUUCUAGAUUUGCUCAACAGGAAGCCCGGUCACACUGGAUUCAAAACUUGUUCUCAGUCAGGACCAAAGGUGAAUGCCUACCACAGCAGCCGUUGCUCGGGGAAUAUGGCCAUCUCUUACCCUCACUCAUGGGCAGGCCAGGUUUCAGCGAAAACCCGCCAGCCUGGAAACGUAAUUCUCCGGGGCGAUGGGCUGCAGGUCACUGAUAGAUCAAAGAACGGCAGGCAGCUAGUAGCUAUCAAGAAGCCUACAGUCGGGCGUGAUGAUAAGCUGAGCUGGUGGGGAAGCGAAGGGAAUAUGGGUGUAUUCCUGGAUGCACGCAGGGCACCUGUGGAGUUUAAUGUAAGAAAUUAA